Panicum virgatum (switchgrass) is the source of this 720-nucleotide messenger RNA. Its product is annotated as BTB/POZ and MATH domain-containing protein 5-like. Bases 1 to 720 code for a protein of 239 amino acids. Lineage: Eukaryota; Viridiplantae; Streptophyta; Magnoliopsida; Poales; Poaceae. The transcript has a single exon. Gene Ontology annotation, molecular function: protein binding. The record is from RefSeq and is a predicted model, not a curated record. Gene Ontology annotation, biological process: protein ubiquitination.
AUGUCGGCGGCGCAGCCGCUGCUCUCCGCCGCCGUGCGGCAGCUGUCGCGCUCCGCGAGCGGCGUCGUCGUCAAGCCGGCGAGGGGGUUCCAGGUGUUCCGCGUCGACGGCUACUCGUGGACCAAGGCGCUCCCCGCCGGCGAGCGCAUCAGCUCCGAGAACUUCACCGUCGGCGGCCGCGACUGGAAGAUCGACUACUACCCCAACGGCUCCGGCUCGUGCUCCGGCCACAUCUCCCUCCACCUCCGCCUCGACGAGUACGAGCGUCAGCGCGUGGGGGCGCAGUACAGGUUCAGCCUGCUGGGCCCCUCCGGCGCCGCCGCGUACGAGCUCCCCGCCGCCACGGGCGUCUUCACGUGCCCCGGCGCCGGCGGCGGCGAGUAUUACACUACUGCAGAUGACGAACCGGAGGAGGAGCUCGUCGUCGGGUGUGGCUACGCCGAGUUCAUCGCCACGGACGAGCUGGAGGUGCGGCGCGAGACCCUGCUCAAGGACGACUGCCUCGCCAUCCGGUGCGACGUCGCCGUCGUCGAGGUGGAGGCCCUGUCCCUCGGCAGGAAGUUCCGCCAAAGGGCCCCCAAGCUCAAUCUCAACUACAGCGACGACGAUGAGGAUUCUGGCGACGACCAGGCGGCAUCACGCCGGAGCAGGAGCCGCCGCCAGCCAGACGACAGGGAGUACAUCCGCCAGUGCCUAGCCGAACAGCGGCACCGCGCGUGA